UGCGCGGCGCGGCUGACAUGGCGGCCGGGCCAGAUUGAGCCGCUCGCAUCGGGGCCUCCAGAGCCGGGCAUGGGGGGGGCGCAGCCUCAGCGCCCCUAGGGCAGCAGCCAGUGAGGCUGACAAUAAUAGCUGAUAUUCCUAAAUGCAACCAUUGUGAAGCAAGGCUGAGCAGACAAUCAGCCAAUUUCCCGUGCCCAAACAGUGGAUUUUAAUCAACAUUAUAUUACUGGAGAAUUGCGUUUCAAGCAGUCUCAAGUGACAGAAGAAGCAGGUCUUCACUAUAAUGGAAGAGGCCAAGAGCUCAAAAAAUGGAAAUCAUGACCCAAGAAAAUCUACCCGUGUUGUCUGUGAAGAAGGCAAAGCCGUCAGACUUAUAAACAAUCAGAAUUAUAAACACAAUAGAAAUGAUAAAUCUGUAAAAGAUGUUGGGAGAAGUUCUCCAAGUGGGAGCAGUAGCAAAAAGAGUAAACAAAAUGAUGUUUGUUCUGAAAAAUCAGGAGAAAAUAAAUCAUGUAAAGUAAAUAGUUGCAUUCCUGGAUCUAAAGAUGUGGGGUCAAACCUUCAGGAUCGAAGUCAUGGCAAAGCAAAAAAAAUAUCUAAUUUACCAGCAACAGUAGAAAACCUGAAACAGACAAAAGUUCAGCAGACAGGAGAAAACUCUCCAAGCUCCCAUGUUUCUGGGAAUGGAAUCAGUAUAGAAACCUUACCAGCUACACAAAGAGGGAAAUUGGUAUUGGAAAAUCCACCAGGAGUUCAUAUGUCAAAAACAAGCACGGAUCAGACUGGUGACUCUGGUAAGACAGUUUCAAAUCAAAGAACAGUGGAGCACAAGUCUGAUGACCUUAGCAAAAUGAAGAGUCCUGAAUCAGCUAAAGAACAUAAUUUGGAGGCUGAGUAUUUAGAAAACACUGCUGUAAUUGAUGAGUCUACUCUGACAGCAGAACAGCAGCUAGGCUUGAAACAAGCAGAAGAGCGACUGGAAAGAGAUUAUAUCUCCCGACUAGAAAAACGCUCCCCAGAAUAUGCCAACUGCCAGUAUCUAUGCAAACUCUGCUUGGUUCACAUUGAAAAUAUCCAGGGAGCUCACAAGCACAUUAAAGAAAAACGUCAUAAGAAAAAUAUAAUGGAAAAACAGGAAGAAAAUGAGCUGCGUGGCCUCCCACCUUCCUCCCCUGCACAGGUGGCUGCUUUGACUUUUACACUCAUGGAGGCAGCAAAUGAACAAGGCAUAUCAGAUGAUGACUUCAGAAUCCGCCAAGAAAUUGUAAACGAGAUGGAGAAGAUUAUUCAACAGCCCUUACCAGAGUGUUCACUGAGGAUGUAUGGCUCCUGUCUAACUAGAUUUGCUUUUAAAACCAGUGAUGUUAAUAUUGACAUAAAAUUUCCCUCCAAGAUGAGUCACCCAGAUGUUCUGAUACAGGUGCUUGACAUUUUAAAAAACUGUGCUUUUUACUCAGAUGUGGAGUCAGAUUUCCAUGCCAAAGUUCCUGUUGUCUUUUGCAAAGAUGUUAAAAGUGGUUUAACUUGUAAAGUGAGUGCUAGAAAUGACGUGGCCUGUCUUACAACUGACUUGCUGGCUGCACUUGGCAAACUGGAACCUGUUCUUGCUCCCUUGGUGUUGGCUUUCCGCUACUGGGCUAGAUUGUGCCAUAUUGACUGCCAGGCAGAAGGUGGGAUUCCCUCAUAUUCUUUUGCCUUAAUGGUGAUAUUUUUUCUUCAACAAAGAAAACCACCCAUUUUACCAUCCUAUUUAGGCACUUGGGUUGAAGGCUUUGAUUUAAAGAGGGCAGAUGACUACACACUGAGAGGUACAGAAGAGGAGAAGUUUGUAAGAUGGGAAUACAAGCCAACAAAUAAUGGAGCGGGGAAAAAUUCAAGUGGUGUAGAAGGCAAAGCUAAAGCUGAACAGCAGAAAGGUGGUAAGAUGUCAACAAGCUCAGAAACGGACAACCAAAGCAAUGCGAAGGAGAAACAUGGCAAAUCUCCCUUAGCAUUUGAAAAACCCCACCAAAUAUCCCUGGGGCAACUGUGGUUAGAACUGUUGAAGUUUUACACACUGGAAUUUGCUUUGGAGGAAUAUGUCAUCAGCAUACGGGUACAAGAACUCUUAACCAGAGAGAACAAAAACUGGCCUAAAAGGCGAAUAGCCAUUGAAGAUCCUUUUGCACUAAAGAGGAAUGUUGCACGAAGCCUAAAUAGCCAGAUGGUGUUUGAGUACAUCCUAGAGCGAUUCAGGACAGCGUAUAAAUAUUUUGCAUGUCCACAAACUAAAGAUGGGAUUAAAUCCAAAUCAGAUACCAAGAAAAAAGAAAAGGAAAAAAUUAGCAGCAAGAAAGAUGCAAAAUCUGGAGAACCUGUAGCCAACUGUUGCCUUCCACAGGGAGAAAAUGUUUUAGAGAAACAGAAUGCAGGAAAUGGAUGUAGUAUACAUGAAUAUGAACUUGAAUGUAAUGAAAUGGAAUUUACAUCCAGGAAAUGUAUUUCUGAGAACACAGACAGUUUGUUAGUAAAUAAGACAGAUGCAUUGGACUCCAAUUAUGAAGACAGAGAGGAAACAGUAUCUCUUAUUUCUAAAGAAUGCUGUGAAUUAAAGCAAAAAUCACUCAAAGAGAAAGAUGAUCUAGAGCUUUCAGAAAUUGGUCUAAAUAAAGACAAGCUAAGCCACCAUUGUAAUUGCAGUGAACGUUGGUUCCAUGACCCAAAUUCUGUUAAUGAAUUUGUUGAUGUUGAAAGUGGACAGAGUUCAGUAAUGGAGUGUUCACAGAAGAAUAAGUGCACUAGCACAUCAGCUACCUCGCACAACUGCAAAGCAAUGGUAGAUGUUUGUAACCUUAAAGAUGAAGAUAAACUCUCCAGAGAAGAAAUGCAUUAUGUGUUUGAUAAAUUUAUUUUGACUUCUGGAAAGCCUCCAACUAUAGUAUGCAGCAUCUGCAAACGUGAUGGCCAUUCCAAAAAUGACUGCCCAGAGGAUUUUAAGAAAAUUGAUCUAAAACCACUACCACCAAUGACAAACAGAUUUCGGGAAAUACUUGAUAUAGUGUGUAAGAGAUGCUUUGAUGAAUUAUCACCUCCUUUCUCUGAGCAACAAAACAGAGAACAAAUUCUGGCAAGUUUGGAAAGAUUUAUUAGAAAAGAAUACAACGAUAAAGCCAGACUGUGCUUAUUUGGCUCUUCAAAAAAUGGAUUUGGAUUCCGGGACAGUGAUCUGGAUAUCUGCAUGACCUUGGAAGGCCAUGAAAAUGCAGAGAAACUAAAUUGUAAGGAAAUAAUUGAAGGUUUGGCAAAAAUUCUUAAAAAGCAUCCAGGUUUAAAAAACAUCUUGCCUAUAACAACAGCCAAAGUGCCUAUAGUAAAAUUUGAACACAGACGGAGUGGCUUAGAGGGAGACAUCAGCUUAUACAAUACGCUAGCACAGCAUAACACAAGAAUGCUGGCUACAUAUGCAGCUAUUGAUCCUAGAGUGCAAUAUUUGGGAUAUACAAUGAAAGUUUUUGCUAAGCGCUGUGACAUUGGAGACGCAUCCAGAGGAAGCCUAUCUUCAUAUGCCUAUAUUCUUAUGGUGUUGUACUUUCUGCAACAGAGAAAUCCCCCAGUUAUCCCAGUUCUUCAGGAGAUAUUUGAUGGAAAACAGAUUCCUCAGAGAAUGGUUGAUGGCUGGAAUGCCUUUUUCUUUGAUGACAUGGAAGAGCUGAAGAAGCAUUUGCCUUCACUUGGAAAGAACACUGAGUCACUUGGAGAACUCUGGUUAGGGUUGCUGCGAUUCUACACUGAAGAAUUUGAUUUCAAGGAAUAUGUGAUCAGCAUUCGGCAGAAGAAACUACUAACCACCUUUGAGAAACAGUGGACAUCCAAAUGCAUUGCCAUUGAAGAUCCUUUUGACUUGAAUCAUAAUCUUGGUGCUGGAGUUUCCAGAAAAAUGACCAAUUUCAUAAUGAAGGCAUUUAUCAAUGGGAGAAAACUGUUUGGUACCCCAUUCUAUCCAAUCCUGGGAAGAGAAGCUGAAUACUUCUUUGACUCCAAAGUAUUGACAGAUGGGGAGCUGGCACCCAAUGAUAGAUGCUGCCGUGUCUGUGGAAAAAUUGGUCACUACAUGAAAGACUGUCCAAAAAGGAGAAGGCUGAAGAAGAAGGAGAAUGAGAAAGACGAUGAAAAAGAAGUGAAAGAAGAGGACAGGGAGACUAGAGAGAAGAGAUGUUUCAUCUGUGGGGAUGUGGGACAUGUUCGAAGGGAUUGUCCUGAGUUCAAACAAACUCGACCGAGAAAUAACAGCGUGCCAGGUGCCCAGUUGGUCCGAAGCCUGGUAAAUGCACAGGUGGUGACAGGGUCAGUUCAACAGCAAGUGGAACGACCAUUACGUACCAGACAACCGUCAGAAUGUUCUGAUUCGCAUCAGUCAUCUUACUCUCCACAGCCUCAGCAAUUUACACAGAAUUCCUCUCAACCAGCCUCUAUUAACCAGGCUCAGCCACAACCAAUGUCCCAGUCUAAGCACGUUCCACAACCACAGCAGGGUGCACAGCCACCCCAUCAGGUCCAGCUGCCUUUGUUUAACUUUACCCAAUCUCCCCCAGGUCAGUAUUCCACCUUGCAUAACCUGGGACUACUUCAGAUGCACCAUCACCACCAAAUUCAGCUUCCCAACACUUCGUGGCCUAUUCAUGGGCCCGUUAUUCAUUCUGCACCGGGUAACCCUCCUCAUUCAACAAAUGUUCCAUUUUCUAUGAGGUCUGGCAGCAGCAACACCACAAAUAACCAGAGCAGUGUAAGCUUGAAUGAUCCCAGUAUCAUCUUUGCACAACCUGCUGCCAGGCCCAUGGGAAUCCCCAGCACUUCUCAUGAGGGACACUGGCACAACCCCGUGACUCCAAACUCACUGGUGAACAAUGGCACUGUGGGGAAUUCAGAUCAGGGUUUCCAAGGACAGUUUGGUAAAAUGAACCCUCCUUCUGUCCCUUGGGACCAUGGGACCCCUACCCAUUUUCCUCUCCUCCGAGGAGUGUGGCCUUACAAUAUGCCUCAGAACUACAUGCAGCAGGGAAAUGCCAGCUAUCCACCGAACAAACCUUUCUACCCUCAAGCUGGUCCACUGAUGCAGAAUAACCAGCGGUUCUCGCUUCUGUCUCAAGGACACCCACACUUGAAUAUGAAUUACAUUCAACAGAAAAAAUGAAAUGUAAUGGGAGGGGGGAGAAAAAUCAGGUUCUGAUUUAAAAUCUUAAUGCAACAUGUUUAGAUACAAGAUUAUUUAAGACUGUUUUUAAACUGUAUCAUUUGUAUAUAGAUAUGAUCUAUAGUUUUUACUAGUAUCACAAAAUUGAGUGAUACAAAUUUCAUCUAUUUUAUUACCCUAUUUUUAAGGGCAAUUGUGUUUUGUUUUAUCUUGGUAAACUGUAAAGAGAGAAUUUUUAAAAUUAAGUUCUUUAUUUUCUAUUAGCUGUAUUCAUACUUUGGUUGCUUCAGACUUUAUAUAUAUUGUUCUAAAAAUAAAAUUAGAAAGGGAUUUCAUGUGUUUUAAAAAAAUUGUCACUUCUAUUCUUUACAGAACUAUGUAGUGCCAAAAAAUUUUUUAAAAGAGAAAAUAAAACAAAAGUGCAAAACCAGGAUUUAAGGUUUUUCCAUACUUGUAUAUUAGAAUGUGUUAGGUCGAUAUUUGGGUAAUUAAUAUAACAAAUAAAAUAUAGUUCUAGCUUAAAAUCUUUGAAAGAAGGGAUGUGAAUGCAGUAAGUAGCUUGGAAAAACUGGGUCACAUAUUCAGAACCAAAAUGUACCUGAUCACUUCAAGUUUUUCCAAAAUCAUUACCGUCACCAUUUGCUAUUACUGUAUUUUAUGGAUCACACAUUUUUCCUCUAAAUAUACUCAGUAUAUAUGGAGGGAGAGAGUGUACAUCUGCUUCCACAUUCACAAGCUUUAAAUCCAAUUAUGUGCAAGUACUCAAAAGAAAUCAAGCUGUGCUGUGACACAGGGCCUCAGUUAAGGGGGAAAGGAACCUGUCAUUAAGCUGAUCCUUCAAUAAAUUGCAUCUUGCAUGCUUACUGUGCAUCAUAUACUCUGUAAAUUGAUAGAGGCUUUAACCUGCAGGGAUAUAUUCUGGCAUGACUUUUUAUAAUUCAUGCCUUUCAAAGAGGGAGGUGAUUUCUUAUUGCUAAUUUUUAGUCUUUAGUUUGGCUUCCUUAGGACAAUCUGACCCAAACAGCUGAUUUGAUAGCAUAGCCAGUUUGUUGUGUAGCAGUCUUAAAACUCCAUUCUGAAUUUACCUAGCUCUGUCAGCUAUUGUCUGACUUUAUCCAACAUGUUAAAAGCUGGUUGUGCUAUUGCUUUCAGUCUUGAGUGUCUAGUCCCUGUGGUUGUAUCUUAUGUCUUUAGCAUGCCAUGGGCUGAAUGUCUUUUUCCAUAUUAUAGUAGCAGAUUAGGAUCAAUCUAUUAAAUUUAGAAAAAUCUUCAUCACAAGAUACUCUUUUUGAGUGGAAAAAAAUUCCUUCCAAAGAGAUUAUUGUUCCCUACAUGGCCAACAACUGCACUAAUUCUGCCCUUGGCCUUGAGAAAGUUUUGGGACGUGGAGCUCACCAGUCUCCCAAAGAGCCAUAGUUUCAUAUUAUUAAAAAAAUUGAAGGAAAUGAUUGACAGAUGUAGUAGACAUUCUUUUAAAAAUUAGCUCCCUUUGAGUGUGUUGACCAUGAGAUAUCACUGAUGUGGUGCCAGGCCCCAACUGGCGCAGGUGGUGUAGUGCUUGACAGGAUCUCUGUUCUCUGAGUUGAGCCUGGCAGCGCAAAGAGCUCUCUUUUGUGGGAAAGUUCUGUUGUCAUCUGUUCCUGUUUAGAGUUAGUCACUAAUCUAGUUGAAAGGAGGAUGAAGAGAUGGUGCCCUGACCAUUUUGUAUAUAGCACUGAAGGCACGAGUGAGUCACAGACAAUAUGACCAGUUCACACAUCUAUAACAAGGGAUAGGUCAUGAGAGGGGCUUAAUGUUAUGUAUGUAUGCUGUUAGUUUGUCUUUGGAUUUGUAACAAAUUCAGUAUUAGGAUGUGUGGACCGAUUAGAAUAAAGGCUCAGUUCACUGAUGAUACUCAAACUCUUCAUCUCUGUAUCUGACUAGGAAUGGGGCCUGGGUGGGGGCUAAAUGCCUGAAAUUCAAUUUGGACAAGACAGAGUUGAUCAUAGUAAGCAUGGGGAAUCCUCCAGAGGACACUUGCUUCUGUUUGUUAAUAGGGGAUGCAAUCCACGGUAGCCUAUUGGAUCCCCAACUGCUUUUAGACAAAGUAGUGUUUUCCAUCUGCAUUUGGUGAGUGACCCUGUCACAGUUAUUGAUGUAUUUGUUGCCUCCAUCAUCGAUUAUGGCCACAUGUUCUACUGUGGCUGCAACGGAAGACAACAUGGAAGCUUCAGCUAGUGCAUAACAUUGCUGCUCAAUUUGCUGGUGGUGGUGGUUUCAAACAAGGAACAGCUUGCCUGCAGACUUGUCUACUGUGGCUUCCAGUUUGCUUCUGAUUCCAAUGCAAAAGAUGUUGAUUUGGAUCUGUCAGUCUCUUUCUGGCUAUUCUUUAAACUCCCUCUUGCCAACACUUGAGAUUUGCUUGGGCUAACAGAUUCUAGAUUUAAAUGACAGGAUGCUCAGUGAGGGGCCUCUCAUUCUGGUAUUCACUUGCCACUGGUCCAACAAAGCCUGUAUUUGUGGACCUCAGGGUACAUUUUAAGCCCCAUCUAUUCCACAGCCUUUUGCCCAAGAAGAUUGAGACUUUUUUCUAUAUAGGGAUCUUUUGGGUAACCCUAGCUCACCUCAUUAACUGCCACUAAUCAAUUGAUCCAAUGUGUUAAUUUUAUAGCCAUGUUUAUUUAUAAGAGCAUAUAAUACUUUUUAAAUGAUAAAUAUCGCACAUCCUUCCUCUGAAUUUUUGUUUUUAAGGUAGUCUAAGCUAAUGUUUCAGCUCUUGCCCCCUUGGCUUUGGAACAACAUGCUCAUUCAGCUUUUUAGUUGCUAACCUCUGAUUAAAGAUGAACAGAAAUGUUGACAGUACAGUUCUCAUUCAGAUGUAUUAAACAGCUAUGGGCUUAGUCACUCCCCUCUUCCUGCUGAUAGUUAAUGAGGCAGAUGCUGCUAGGAACAUACAAAUUGCCCCCAUUGAAUCAUGGCAGGAGUCCACCUGUUCCAAUAUCUCAUCUCCAGCAGUGACUAGUACCAACUGCUACAGAAAAAGGUGCCAGAAUCUUUGUAAGACUAUUAUGGAAUAACCUGGCCUUAAUGGAAGUUUCUUCCUCCUUCUAUUAGUGACAGGCUUAUGCCCCUGAAACAGAAGCAUCUUUUUAAAAAAAUCCUCUCUAACAAUGAGUAUUCUCAUUAAUAAUAUAAAACCCUUUUGAAUUCUGUUAAGUUCUUAAACUUUGACAUUUAGUUGCAUCGGUUGUUUAAAAAAAUCCUUUCAGUUUAAAAUGCAUUGCUGUUUAGUUUCAUGGGCUAAACCCUUAUUCUUGUAAAACUAGACAAUAAACAUUUGAUUUACCAGUCCUCGUCUUUUCAAUUUCAGUUCACAGAGGAAUAUUUUUAUGGCCCUUAUAUGAUGACUCUUACAUCUGUUAUAACUCCUCCUAUAUCAUUUUAAAGACAGCGUGACCAAACCUGAACCCAGCAUUCCUAGUGAAGAUGCUCUAUUGAUUUACACGGCCUAUUCUCAUUUUUCAGUCCUUCGUAUAUCAACAUUUUGUUUGUGUUUGAACACUGUUGUGCACUGAGUAAUAACUACCUCCCUCGUUACUGAUAUAAGGCUCAGUGGUCUGUAAGGUGACCCUUAAAGCUUUUUUAUUUUUUAAGAGUUGCUAGAGUAUUUUUAAGCAGAACAGGCACUGCCCUCCAGUCAAUGCUUUUAAUGAGUGCAUAUUUAGUAGCAGCUCAGCCACUUCAUUCAGCACUUGAGUGACCAGUCCUAGUGAUUUGUUGCUAUUUAAUUUAUCAGCUUGUUUCAGUAAAACUUCUUUAUUCUUCAGUCUCUGGUGAUACCUUGUUAUCUGAAGAGUUUGUCUCUCCCCUGUCAUCUGCAAUGUAAAGAAAUUUAUCUCUUCUGUAAUGAGCCUUAUCCUUGACUGCACCUGUAACUUUGAUAGUCUCCCUCCUCAUGU
Molecule: messenger RNA, 9108 nt
Organism: Trachemys scripta elegans
Lineage: Eukaryota; Metazoa; Chordata; Testudines; Emydidae
Gene: TUT4
Product: terminal uridylyl transferase 4
Exons: 31
Coding region: 284-5170 (1628 amino acids)
Molecular function (GO): nucleic acid binding; RNA uridylyltransferase activity; zinc ion binding
Source: RefSeq, a predicted model, not a curated record